Spirometra erinaceieuropaei is the source of this 10358-nucleotide messenger RNA. The record is from the annotation of a GenBank genome assembly. Lineage: Eukaryota; Metazoa; Platyhelminthes; Cestoda; Diphyllobothriidea; Diphyllobothriidae.
AUGGUCGAGAGUGGUGUCCCUCAGGGUUCAGUGCUGGGACCCAUUCUGUUCCUUAUAUACGUGGACGAUGCCGCAAGAGCUUUGGACUGCGAAGCAGCAAUGUUUGCCGACGACAUGAAGAUCUGGAGUGUAAUUCGGUGUCCUGCCGACGAAGACAGACUACAGAUGAACCUGAAUCGGUUGGAGGAGUGGUCAAACCGUUGGCUCCUGCGGUUCAACGUUGCCAAAUGUAGCAUACUUCGCCUAGGCAACACAGCCAGAUCGGCCAGCACAAGAGGCUACUUUCUGGGCGGUGAAGCCCUACAAGAGGUCGAAGCCCAAAAGGACCUCGGUGUUCUGACGACAAGUUCUCUAAAGCCAUCCGCCCAUUGUUCGAGGGUCGCAAAAAACGCAAUGUCUGUAUUGUACGCCAUCAAGCGUGCGUUUAUGGACUUUGACGAAGAUGCUUUCUCAAAGACAUUCGGAACAUUCGUUCGGCCGCAUUUAGAGUACGGCAUACAAGCCUGGAGACGGUGGGCUGUUGAGGAUCAAAACUGCCUCGAAAGAGUCCAGAGGAGAGCCACGAAGAUGGUUAGGGGUCAAAGCUACUUUCCUUAUGCAACCCGCCUAGUAAAUCUGAACCUCUUUCCUUUGAGUUACAGGCAACUUCGCGGGGAUCUCUUGCAAGCCUUCCGCAUGGUAAAGGGGUUGGAUUGCAGCUAGCCUUCGAAGACAUUUUUGAAUUUGCUACCACGACCAACCUACGAGGUCACCCGUUUAAAUUGCGCACCCAGCAAGCAAGGCUGGAUGUGCGGAAGUUCUCCUUCUCUGUUCGAGUGGUCAAACCCUGGAAUGCCCUUCCCGCAGAUGUUGUGAUGUGACCAUCUAUACAAAGUUUUAAAAAGAAUUUGGACAUAUUUAUGUUGCGAAAUGACUAAGAGCGAUGAGAAGCAGGGCUCACACACUGUAACUCGUUCUCAUUUUGUCCUAUCACUAUGGGCGUGUUUGAACUAUUUUAGCCCAGAACAUUUAUCUGUAUACCACACAUUUUUUGCGUUGUAAAUAGGGUAUUCAAAGGCUUACGCCAAUUUCCCUCAAUAAACUGAAAUGAACUGAACUGAACUGAAUGAUACGUAAAAACGAUUCGUACGUAAAGUUAAUGCCUCGAUAUAGAAAAUAACAAAAAGAAUAUCAAAACUGUCUGAUAUGGGAAAAAUAAACGAAAACAGGGACUUAGCGGAACGGCGGGUUGGUAUGCGUCAAUUCAAGUCCAUGAAACCACAAAUUCUGAGCAGGGGGUAGGAACAAAAAGUUCGUUCAAAACAAUCGUCCGUUACACAGUAAAAAAAUUCAUUGUAGAGUAAAAAUUUACUGGAUUAACAUUGCAGGACAAAAAAUUGUCGUUCAUGAAAGAACAAAAAUGCUGGCAGGACCGGCCUGCAUGUGCUAGUGUAUUACGGAUUAUAAGCAGACAUCGUCAGGGCAGAAACAAAUGUCAGCCUUGAGGGGUGCGCAUGUGGGUCAGACAGUACUGGCCUGCAUGUGGUAUUGUAUACGGGAUUCAGAACUGACAUCGUCAGGGCAGGAUUGAUACGCCGAAUGAGGCUAUUCGCGUCAAAGAGGCCAGACGAGAGGAACACAGACGUGAUGGGCCACACUCAGCCUCGAUCCUAUCCGGCUAUUUUGUAGUUGAAAUCACGUGAAUACAGAAAAUUGGCCGUAACAUCAAUUAGCCGAGCUGAUCGAGGAGCAUUUUUUAACAGAAAUUUUUAAGAACGUUUUUGUUUCACUGGCGAUCAGGUGAACAAGGGAGUCGAAAGGCCUACAUUCUUCAAAGGGAAUAUCGGAAGUGUUCCCGUCGAAUAAAUUCCCAAGAAUUGACAGCAGAAUGCCAAAAUUUAGCAUAAAGUCAUUGCAGUUGUCAAGUAAAGGCAGAUUAAGCUGCCGACCAAUUACGACGGGUGACGACUGACUUGUAAUUUCUUCUGACUUAGAUUUAGGUAAGCUUUCUGGAUUAGAUUUAGUUAAGCCUUCUGACUUCGAUUUAGUUAAGCCAUGCUUACAUACAGAGGCCGUUUGAUUGUAGCUCUUCACGCACGUUGGCGGAAAAUACUAAAUGUUAAGUGUGGAGCAGCCAUAGCAUAAUGUCCAACGAACACUGGUCAAAGGCUAGUUGUGGACUGUAUGUAUGUAUGUAUAUUGAAGGGUUACAGGCAGAGCCCUUGAUGACCCUAUUUAUGUACAGUGCUUUCGCAGAUUCAUACUCAAAAGCAAAAUAAAAUUGCGGGAAUUUAAAAUGUGAUUGGGUCACAGUUCAAUCGUAAUCAUAAGGUAGUGCAUGGGGUCACUGAAAUUAGUGCGGAAGAUUGUAUAUGACAGAUUUUAAAAAACUGGCUGUGCAUAGUCAUGCUGUACAAGCCGUUUUCUGUCGAAAACUAGACGAGCAAGUUUUCUUUUAAACACACAAACUGUAUCAGCCGUCACCAUCUCGCUUGGAAGCGAGUUCCACGGCCUGACAACCCGCUGGCUGAAUGAAUAUUUUCGUCGGUCUAAACGCGUGCGCUCAUUCCUGACUUUGUAUGCAUGGCCGCGUAGUUGGUUUGUACGGGCGAACUCAAAGAAGUCCUCUGCUCUUAAUGAGCAACACUGGCCGCGAACAGUCCGGAACGUCCAGAGUAGACUGCAGUUUAUUUGUCUAUAAGAGAGAGGGAGUAGGCCAAGCAAAGUCAGCCUCUCCUGAUAAGACUACUUUUUCAGACCGUCGACCAUCUUUGUCGCUCUGCCUUGCACCUGUUCGAGUAAGUUGAUAUCCUUCCUCAUCCAUGGCGAAGCUGCUGGCAUUCCAUACUCUAGAUGAGGUCUUACAAAGACACCAAAGAGUCUUUCGAAAAGUUCGGGAGGAAAUAUUUUAAAUGCACGUCUGAUCCAGUGUAGAGUACUAGUUGCCUUCUGGACCAUCUUUCUACACUGUUCUGAUGGGGAUAGAUUUGUGGUCGUCCAUACACCCAGAUCUCUGUGUCUUUCCACAGUUUCUAACCUCGUCCCGUCAAUAUAGUACUGGUGUUUGGGAGAGGCAUUGCGGCCGGUGUUCAGGUGCAAAACCACGCAUUUAGACACGUUAAACUUCAAAAGCCAUCUGUUCGACCAAGCAAACAGUUUGUUGAUGUUCGACUGCAACUUCUCUGCGUCAUUAUCACACUUGACUUCACUCCAUAUUUUUAUGUCAUCCGCGAACAUGAGAGCCUCGUAAUUCACUUCGCUGAUGCAGUCAUUAACACAAAUUAGGAAGAGUACUGGGCCUAAGACAGAACCCGUUUGGACACCACUUUCCACCUUUACCCAUCCCGAGGUAGAAUUACUAACGACGACUCUUUGUAGUCUGGAGGACAGAAAACUCCCGAUCCACUUAAACAUUCUCCCUUGAAUCCCUACACCCCAGAUCUUUUGUAAAAGAAGCCAGUGUGAGACACUGUCAAAGGACUUCUUGAAGUCAAAAAAUAUGACAUCUACUGGAAAACCCUUAUCGGUAGCUCGUGUCCAUUUCUCGUGCGAGUAAAGAACACUCGUUAGGCAGGAGCGCCCUGGACGAAAGCCGUGUUGGGCAUCGCACAAUAUUUGUUCUGUUCCAGGUAUUUCAUCAAGUGUCUUUUGAUAAUGCGUUCCAUUAUUUUACACGCGAUGCAAGUAAGACUGACAGGACGAUAAUUUCCGCAGCCAAGUCUUGAGCCUCCUUUUUGGAUCGGAGUAAUGAGUGCGCACUUCCAUUCUUCCGGCAGCUCGCCGUCUUCAAAUGACUUUUGAAAUAUUGCGGAUAAGGGUUUGCACAGUUCAUUAGCAAGUUCACGAAGUGCUAGGGCGGGAAUUCUAUCUGGGCCAGGCGAUUUGGCAGGUUUCAGCCGGAGUAGCUCGGACCUAACUAUGGUAGAUGAAAAGAGUGGUUCCUCGGUUAAGGAGAGUAGGGAGGGGAUAGGAGGGGGAAGGGUACUGGGCGGAACGGUUGGUCGGCGAAUGGAUGGAUGGGCAAAUAUAGCACUAGGUUCUCGGGUGAAAAGGGACUGAAAGAAGUCGGAAAGGAGGGACGCUUUAACCUGGUCAUCAAUCUCCACUUUUCCAUCUGCAGACCUGAGGGCAGGGAUGAGCUCCUGAGUCCUUUUAGUACUUCGUAUAUAACCAUAUAGAAUUUUCGGAUGCUCCAACGAAUUUCGGAGGAUGUUUAGUUCAAACUUCGCUCGCAGCUUUGAGGCCUCACUUUUACAGACGUCUCGUUGCCGCUUAUAUUCCUGUAAGUGUUCGUUGGAGCCAGUUAGUCUGUAACGCCUCCACAGACAAUUUUUUCCUGAAAGAGGCCUUCAAGUCCGGGAUUAUCCAUUUUGGGCGGUUUGUGAUUGUCUUCUUUCUGAGAGGACAAUUGGAAUAAACAAUCUCUUUCAGUAAGGAACUGAAAGUAUUCCAGUUGUCAUUUGCUCGACCAUUCAGUUCAGUCACCCAUGAUAUAGCUGCCGCUUCCCUCCUCAUGAGAGAAUAUUCCCCUUUCCAAAUGUUUCUCUCCCACCUCUCGGGUUGGACGGGUUUGGAAAACAGUGAGUACUCGAAGUAGAGCGUGAUGUGGUCGCUUGACCCUAAUGGCUGUCGGUCCUGCAGGUCUAAUACAUUUUCCUCCUCUCGGGUAAAAAUAAGAUCAAGGCAGUUCGACUGCUGUCAUUCCCUGGCCCGUGUUCCAAAGGUAACAUUCUGGCAGAGAAGUUUGUCCGUUGAGUAUGCAUAUACGGAUUUCAGUCAGUAAAUGACGCACUCAAGUCCUUCAUGAUUCGAGCACGCGCUCAAUAGCAAAUCAUUCUGGUCCCCUAGCUGCCUAACGACAGCGUAGGUAUCAUUUCUUACUGGUCGGUAAAUUAGAGUUGCGAUAAUUCCCAUUGUAAAAUUCAAAAGGCAAUUUGGCGAGCAUACGUCUACUGUCGAAAAAUUCUCCUUAGGCCUCUACAUUUAUAUGACUAUUGAGGUAACGAAAAUGAGAGUAGAUUCCGAGGAUCAUUAAUACCACAUUUGCGGAAGUUGCCUUCUAAACCCAUCCGAACAAAAAGAACUUAGAUUCGACAUUUUGUUUUUUCUCAAUCCCUCCUUUCAUUGCGAUAGGACGGCCAAAAGCGCGACCGGUGUCCUGUUUGCCAUUAAAAGAACCGUUAUAUAUGUAGACAAAUGACUACUUGGUAAAUUAUUUGGAGCCUUUAUUCGUUCGCAACUGGAUUAUGGAAUCCAAACGUGGCACUUUUGGCUGAAGGAAGACUAUAGGUUUUUGGAAAGAGCUCAGAAGAGGGCAGUCGAAACUGUGAAAGGCCAAAAGACUUUAUCUCACAGCUGCAGAACUUAAAGGGUGAGAAUAUCGGGCCAGUCGGAAGACCGAACUGCGUGCUCGCUCCGGGGGCGUGGCAUUCAACUUGGGGCUCGAUAAGUCGAUAGCUAGUUUUGCUAGUCGCUUAUCAAGCACUCUGUGAACAAAUCAGCGGCGCAGCUGGAGGUCUUUCACGUCAGACGAUCGCAAAAUUUUGCUCAAAGCUAGACAAUUAGAAAAGUGUGCGAUUCGAAAAUGUUUUGCGCGAGAACAAUUAGCUUUUCUACAUGAGUGCCGAAACAAAAAUAGUAUACCAAUUUCUUUGCGCGUAAGACCUUCCGUGAAAUCUACGCUAGGAUAGCGAAUUGCAUCUCGUUACGGACAAAGCAUGCUUAAUGCAUUCACAAAUUAUGCCCACUGCCGACAUCGAAAAUUUCAGGUUCCGAGGGAGCAAUACAUGACAUUUUGCCGCGAUACUCCUCCUCUGGACUUAGUUAAAUUUCUGAACGUAACAGUCGUCUAGGCAUCAGAAUUAGAUCAAGAAAAGAAAAGGAGGAUUUUAGACAAAAAUGACUGGUAAUUUCCCAGACAGCUUAUGCAAAUCCCUAGUCUUCUGCAAAUAUAGUAAAUCUAUCCUCGAGAGUCUGUAGCGGGCAACCAACAUGACCGGUCUGGUGUUAUUGUUCACGACCUCGCUGCUUCAAGGUCAUUUGCCCGUUGAGACGAGCCGUCCCAGACGCGAUAACCUGAAGCCACUCGACCGACUUCAGCUUGAACACAAUUGCGUCCUCGCAGUGUCGCUGCUACCUAUGCGGCCACUUGAACGCAUCUCCCUUUGCAGCCAGCAAUCCAAGUCUCUGGGACACCAUCCCUCGGCAAGUGCAAAAUAUACUGGUUGGGCGCCACUUGAGCUUGGUCCAGAGCUUAUAAAAGCGGCUGCCACCACUAUCUCAGGUGCUAUCAGGCGUCACUGCACGCAGUCAAAAUCAGCCCUGGCUUCGCCAGUGGCCACUACCGCCCGAGAGGACAACUUCGGGUUCUGUGCACAAGAAACCCCUCAUUAUGGUGCCUUCCGUCUCCCUACGACUUGGGACUUGACCUGGUGGUUGUAGCGCUCAGAGAACAUAUUCCGGCCGCUUAGCACCAACAAGUCCUAGCAAAAACGGAGGAGAAUCUGUUUUCCAAAGGAAUGAAAUGUAAUCGUUCCGAUUCGAACUACUCGGCCUUCCUUGCAAACUUUAAACGCAUCAUAUCUGCGGCGGAACUUGCGGAAGGUGAGCAACUUAUAAUCCGAAGCUGUACUUUACGGUCCUUAAGAGUUCGGAAUCACCUUUCAGCGCUACCACAUGAAAAGAGAAAAGCAUUUAAAAAAUUUGAAACUAACAAGUACCUUGCCAUUCUUCCCACAGACAAAGGAGGCUUAACUGCGAUUUUGAGCAAAUAAGACUACAAUAGGAAGACGGUGGGACUUUUAGAAGAUAGCUUAACAUAUAAGCCUCUUUCUACCGACCCUACGAAGGGACAGAACUCGUCCAUUGAUAGAGUACUAAAGUGCCUCAUAGGAAUGAAAAAACUGUCAGGGUGUAUCAUACUCCAAGAGUCUUAAUCUUUCCGAACACUGCGCUCUGAUAGUCUCCGAAGCGCGUGCAGCGACCGGGUUUAUCUUUCGAAAUUUUAAAAUUGACGAUAUAGGGGUGUGCCUUUAUAAAAUGUACGUUAGACCUGGCGUGGAAUACUAUUCGUUUUCAUUUAGCCUCAUGCGUGCUGCUGAGUGGAAUAAAAUAUAAACUGUUCAACAUUUUCACCAAGAGAGUUUUUGUCUCGAGACGCCGGAAUUUGACUUACCAGUGUUGCGAGUUUACAGGUCUUGAUCUCUUGUGGUUUCGCAAAUUACAAAAGGUGUUAUUUUUACUAUUUAAACUUUUAAACAAUUGUACUUUCAACACGCUUACUAUUUCAAGACAUCUUGAUCACCUUUGACAUAACAGUCAUCGUGGGAUUUUUUAUUUCUUCAUCUGGCACGUACCGUUAAACACCGCCAGUUCUUUUCUGUGAACACAAUUUUAAUUUAGAACACAUUACACAGCAAUGAGAAGAUUCUGCAAACUUCUUCGUUGUUUAAGCGAACUAUUACUUCCUUCUUGCAUUCAGAAAAAUUCUCUCAAAUCUUAUGCGCGGAGUCCCUCGAUUUUAAAUUAAAUUAAAUUGAAAAUUAAAUUAUUUUUAUUAAAGACCCGUCGGGGUCCCAUCAAAGCAAGUAAAAAUAAAUUUACAGGCAAAUUUUAGAAGAGGUAGGCAAAAUCUGUACAAAGUGCAAUACAAUGUUUUUGAGAUUAGAAGUCCGUUAAGCAAAAUGAAAAACGAGGGGUGAAAAAAAAACUCCAGAGCAAAAUUUAAAAAUGACAAUGUGUGUCAACAGCGAGCACUAGGUUCAGUCGCCAGCAAAAUGUAGUUAUAAAGGGAGUACCCGAAUCAACGGCAACAAUUCCAAAGGAGAGAGUUAAGCAUGACUUAGACCUUCUUCAAGUGUAUGCGAAAACUUUGUUAAGAGACGAUGAGUCACUAAGUGUUCUCAAAGCAUUCCGAAUAGGGAAGAGUCAGUCAGCAUCCGGUUCCAAUUCCCGGCCUCGACCCCUAAAAGUCAUUUUGGAGACUGAAGCGCAGGCCCAGCUUCUGUUACAGAGAAAAUCAUCUCUACGGGGUCAGCAUCCUGAAGUUUUUUUCAGCCGGAUUACGAGCCAAAAGAGCGAAUGAAAAUGAGAGAGCUGAUAACGGAGCUGGAAAAGCGGAGAAACAGCGGCGAAACACACCUACAAAUCAAGAAUGGACAAAUAAUUCAGGUCAAACGGACAUUUCUCUGGCCGAAGGCCGUCAUUCUGCCAGCCUAACCGACGCAAAGGUGCCAACUCCUGAGGCUGCUCGAACCAGUGGCCGCUGUCUAGAAAUCUACUACACUAACUGUCAGAGUCUUCUCAACAAGCUAGAUGAACUCAGAUUACUAGUUUCUGAACAGAAUCCACACAUAAUUGUCCUAACAGGGACAUGGUUGACUGAGGAAAUGAGUAGUAGCGAAGUCAGAAUUGAAGGCUACCAACUGUUCCGUUGUGACAGAUUUCACCGUAGAGGUGGAGGCACAGCUAUUUAUGUGUCAAAUGAAAUUGCGUGCUGUCAACGAGAAAUAUCCGAUGGGGCGCCCCGAAAUUUUGAAAUAAUUUCAUGCAAGAUAUGCAUCAAACAAUUACCGACACUGAACCUGUGUGUUGUCUAUAGGCCUCCCAGCUUGAAUGAAAUCGCCGAUAUGGAAUUACUUAGUGUACUGGAGUUGUUAUGUAAGCAGGAGAACUUACUACUUCUGGGUGACUUCAACGCUCCAGGAAUAGACUGGAACAUUCCCCUAACAAACGCCCCGUCCACGUCAUUUGAUCACAAGCUACUACAGCUCUCCCUGAAUGAAUACCUCAUUCAGCACAUAAAAUUCGGAACAAGAAUGAGAGAAGGACAACGAUCUAACUGUUUAGAUCUCGUUUUCAGUAAAGAAGAAGGACUCAUAAAGGAAGUUAAUCCACAACCUCCACUUGGUUUAAGCGAUCAUAUUGCUUUUACCUGCGUGUGCUCUGUCCUAUCCAACCAACAACCAAAAAUCAAGACGCGCAGAAAUACUUGGAAGGGUGACUUUAACGCAAUGAGACGCACUCUUUUGGAGGAAACCUGGUUGGUCAACAAAGAAGACUCAGACGAAUUUUGGCAAUACUUUCGCGGGAUUAUGGAGCGUCUGAUUGAUUCCCAUUGUCCAAUAAAAAUGAAAAGACCAUGUAUGCGACCGCCGUGGGUCAAUCCGACGACAAAAAAGACCAUGAAAACGAAACAGAGACUCUGGAAAAAGUAUUUGCAACUUCGAGAUCCAAGGUCACUCGCCGAAUAUAAAGAUCAGCGCAAUAAAUGCCGCAAAGAAAUACGGGUUGCUAGAACUUCUUUCGAGCGUCGACUGAUAGCAGAAUCCAUUACAUGUGCCAAGAAGUUUUACGGGUACAUCCGCAGUAGGAGGAAACAUAGGGACGAAAUUGCGUGUCUAAAGGAUAGCCUCGGAAACUUAUUAGUUGAAGGGUCACAGAAAGUGCGAUUACUCUCUCAGAUUUUUCAAUCGGUUUUUACGGAGGUGUCCCUAGAAGACAAUCAGCAGUUUGAAAUGGACCGAGACAGCCGGGAGCUUCAAAUGCGCCAAAAUAUUGCCGUCAUUAAAACCGUCGCCUUUUCCGUGGAAGAAGUCAGACGCGUCCUCAGUCAAAUAAAACCUGAUAAGUCUCCUGGACCCGACGGAAUUCCCGGGCUGAUACUUAAGGAGCUAUCAACGGAGCUGUCAAAGCCUCUUUCGACUCUCUUUGAGCUGUCAAUGAGAACAGGAAGGCCGCCCUCACAGUGGAAGACAGCUAACCUCGUUCCAUUGCAUAAGGGAGGUAGCAGGAUGACAGCAAGCAGCUUUCGACCUAUUAGCUUAACUUGCCUCCCUUGCAAAACGAUGGAAGCUAUAGUAAAGAACGCUAUACAGCAAUUUUGUGAAGAAAAUAACAUCUUACAGGAUUUUCAACAUGGCUUCAGGAGAGGACGUUCCUGCCUCUCAAAUCUGCUAGCUUGUCUGGAAAUCUGGACCAGGGCUCUAGAAAAGGGUUUUGAGGUCGAUGUCGUGUACAUCGAUUUCCGCAAAGCUUUUGACACUGUCCCACACCAACGUCUUCUUCACAAAUUGAGCGACAUCGGCAUCCGGGGAGAUCUUCUGAACUGGAUUAGGGCGUUUCUGGUUGGUCGGAAACAACGCGUCUGUAUCGGGGAUGAUAUGUCAGAAUGGGUGAAUGUGACCAGUGGUGUGCCGCAAGGCUCAGUUCUGGGACCAUUGCUCUUCAUCCUUUACGUUAACGACAGCCUUCAGGAACUCGACUGCGGCAAAAUAAUGUUUGCAGACGACGUUAAACUCUGGCAAGUCAUUAAGGGUCCGACUGAUCAGACAUCUCUUCAAGAUAAUCUGCACCGACUGCAAGCGUGGUCGAAGAAAUGA